AUCGAAUUCUUUUACAUUAUUGGUCGAUUUUGUAAGAAACUCCGAUCACUAGCUUCUAUAAAUAAAAAAGAAAGUCUUCACAAUCGUUUGCAUGACAAGUGUUUGAUGAAAUGCCAACGAUGAAUAAUCUGUUGAUAGUGUUUUUCUUGUUGAUUUCCAAUGGUUUUGUUUAUAGAACUUGUGAUGCUUCUUCAUCUUACUCUCGUCUCAUAAGCAGUGGCCUUGAACACCAUCCCCGUGCUCCCAUCGGUGAACAACCACUCGCCAAGAUCGCCAUUCACAAAGCUGUUAUUGCUCUCCAUAAAUCGGCUUCCAUUCGUGCUAACCCCUUUCUUAUGGGGUUGCAGGGUCAGGAUACUGAAUGGAUCAAUGUGAACUUUGAGUACCCUGAACCAUCUAAUGAUGACUGGGUUGGAGUCUUUUCACCAGCAAAGUUCAAUGCUUCAGAUUGUGAAUCAGAAUCUGGUAACUGGCCAGAGGUUCCAUACUUAUGUACAGCCCCAAUAAAGUACAUGUUUGCAAACCACUCCACUGCCAAUUAUGUUCAAACAGGAAAAGCUUCGCUGAGGUUCCAGAUCAUUAAUCAGCGUUCAGACUUCGCAUUUGCAUUGUUUACAGGCGGAUUGGAAAAUCCAAAGUUGGUGGCUGUUUCAGAUCCUAUAUCGUUUGCAAAUCCUAAGGCCCCUCUGUAUCCUCGUCUUGCGCAUGGGAAGGCUUGGAAUGAGAUGACUGUAACCUGGACCAGUGGCUACAACAUUGAUGAAGCCACACCACUUGUUGAAUGGGGUUGGAAGGGACAAACCAAGCAGCUUUCUCCAGCAGGAACAUUGACCUUUACUCGUGGCAGCAUGUGCGGUCCACCUGCACGCACAGUUGGAUGGCGUGAUCCUGGUUUCAUCCACACUAGUUUCUUAAAGGAAUUGUGGCCAAACACCAUAUACGAGUACAGAAUGGGGCAUUGGCUGUUGAAUGGAUCGACCGUUUGGAGUAAAACCUAUUCAUUCAAAUCAUCGCCAUAUCCAGGACAGGACUCACUGCAACGUGUUAUCAUAUUUGGAGAUAUGGGAAAGGCGGAACGUGAUGGCUCAAAUGAGUAUGCCAAUUAUCAGCCAGGAUCCCUCAUCACUACAGACCAGUUAGUGAGUGACCUUGACAACUAUGAUAUAGUAUUCCAUAUAGGAGAUUUGCCAUAUGCAAAUGGAUUUCUUUCACAAUGGGAUCAGUUCACAGCACAAGUCCAAGCCAUUUCUUCCACAAAGCCAUAUAUGAUUGCAAGUGGCAACCAUGAACGUGAUUUCCCUAAUUCUGGAUCAUUCUAUGACACUCCUGAUUCAGGUGGGGAGUGUGGUGUGCCCGCUGAGACCAUGUACUAUGUUCCUGCAGACAACAGAGCUAAGUUCUGGUACUCAACAGAUUAUGGCAUGUUUCACUUCUGCAUAGCAGAUUCAGAGCAUGACUGGAGAGAAGAUUCAGAACAGUAUGCAUGGAUAGAGAAAUGCCUUGCAUCAGCUGACAGACAAAAACAGCCAUGGCUGAUCUUUGCUGCUCAUCGUGUUCUUGGAUAUUCUUCUAAUAGUUGGUUAGCCAACGAGGGCGCCUUUGAAGAGCCCAUGGGACGAGCACACUUGCAGAAGCUAUGGCAGAAAUACAAGGUGGACAUCGCAUUCUACGGCCAUGUCCAUAAUUAUGAGAGGACUUGUCCUAUAUACCAGAACCAAUGUGUCAACCCGGAAAUAUCUCACUACUCUGGUACUGUAAACGGGACAAUUCAUGUUGUCGUGGGUGGCGGAGGUAGCCAUUUGUCAGAUUUCACCGAGAUCAAUACAUUUUGGAGUCUGUAUAAAGACCAAGAUUGGGGAUUUGUGAAACUAACGGCAUUUAACCACUCUUCGCUUCUUUUCGAGUACAAGAAAAGCAGCGAUGGGCUUGUGUACGAUAACUUCACCAUCUCAAGGGACUACAAAGAUGUGUUGGCAUGUGUACAUGAUGGUUGUGCACCUACCACAUUGGCAACUUAGUAAAUGGUGUGUUAGAACUUUCAGCAACGAUCACAUAAAUUCUACGAUCUAGUAGUUAUCCCACAUAUGUUUUCACUUUGUGUGUGUAUUCGAUGCUUGUUGCUGAAAAUUUGUAGAAUAAAUCUGUCAGCUGACGGUACGUUUCGUGUUAACAAUGUAUAUGCUUACGUGCUAUUUGACUCUAGUGCGAAUACGAGUUUCGUGUCUUCCUACUUGUCGUC
Messenger RNA from Cynara cardunculus var. scolymus (artichoke), 2239 nucleotides. Its product is annotated as nucleotide pyrophosphatase/phosphodiesterase-like. Lineage: Eukaryota; Viridiplantae; Streptophyta; Magnoliopsida; Asterales; Asteraceae. The record is from RefSeq and is a predicted model, not a curated record. The transcript is spliced from 12 exons. The coding region runs from base 111 to 2018 and encodes 635 amino acids. Gene Ontology annotation, molecular function: metal ion binding; acid phosphatase activity.